Jaculus jaculus (lesser Egyptian jerboa) is the source of this 1203-nucleotide messenger RNA. RefSeq names its product chromosome 4 C2orf80 homolog (gene C4H2orf80). The record is from RefSeq and is a predicted model, not a curated record. The transcript is spliced from 9 exons. Lineage: Eukaryota; Metazoa; Chordata; Mammalia; Rodentia; Dipodidae. Bases 121 to 774 code for a protein of 217 amino acids.
GGCUGGGUCUUCCAGACACCGGGUGCGCAGCAAGCUGCGGGGAGCCACUCAGCUGCAGCAGGCUUUCGCCAUGGAAAGGCAGCUCGUGAAGAAGGAGAUAAGCAGGCUACUGUGAGUAUCAUGGAGCAUGACUUCACGGACGGCUCCUGCAUACCGUAUGCUGUCGUAGAUGGUCUGGACAUUGGCAGGGCAGAUUAUAUUGGCAUCAGACUUCGGGAAAAUGAAUUUGACCCAAAAGGAAGAAGGCAACACACCAUUCUAGAUGAUAUGGCUCACUAUGACUUGGCUGUCAGCGUUUCUUGGCAAUGGCUAGAUCACUCAGAAGACUUCACCUGGCUCAGGCGGGAAGACGUGACAAUGCCACUUUGUGGCAGACCCAUAUAUCCAAACCGGAGAGAACGAGAAGCAAUGAUCUUAUCAUCUUAUGCUGGAAUCUUAAUGAAUAGUAUCCCAAUUGAGGAAGUCUUUAAAAUUUAUGGGGCUGAUUCUUCUGCCAAUCAUGAUUCUACCAAGGUCCUCCGGGCUCGGUUGCCCUGCCGUUCCCUGCAUCCUUUUGCCAUGUUGACAGCACCCAAAGCAGCAGAGUACUUCGGCAAACAGAGUAUCAAGUUAAGAAGGAGAGCAAUGAAUAAGAAUGCCAAGGGCAGCUCUACAAAGACAGUGAUGCCACAGGAUGGAAACCAUCCAAAAGUCUCUCACACGCACCACCAAAGAUCAAAGGGUCGACAUUGUGCUACAGGAGGUGGAGAGUCAGUCACUAUUGUCAAUAAGUGAACCAACAGACACUGAGAACCUUGGACUUGUACUGUGGAGCUUCACAACUGAGCCUUGGGAGUACACAAGCAGCAUCCUACUCAAAUGGCAGCUGUAGCAAGUGCAGUUUCCUUUAUAGUUAGCAUUUGGUAAACUGCAUCAAAUGCUAUGAAGCAGCUACCUUUUGGUUAAAGGUUUCUUUUUUAAAAGUGUGUAUCUUAUAUUACUACUGCAUUAUUCCUGGAAGAAUGUUGGAGCAUUUGGAGAGGACGGGGUAAUGCCGUGUGAGAGCAGACAGGCUGGCUUUGUAGCACAUUUUGCAAAUGUGUAGGUUUGAACAUUACACUGGGGCAGGGAGUUGUUUUCCAAAGCUUUAAUCCAAAAUAAGAUGAAUUUGUCAUUACUAUACUUUCUAAUGGAAAAUAUAAAAUCAUUUCAAUAAAGCGUUAA